UCAUAUUACAUUUGUAAUCGUUUAGGUAGAAUAACAGUUAUGUUUUUUUAGGGAAACCUGCAUAUCUGAAUAAAACUGAAGACAUAGACUGGGUUCCUACUAAGAAUCUAAAAACUCAACCAGACAAUGUUCCGUCAUCAUUGAAUUCAAGUGUUCUAUCUACUGAUGUAACUGGCUCAUUCCAAAGUAGAAACGAAGAAGUAUCUACAUCAACUGCAGGAUAAUGGAAAUGAUUCAAUGGACGAGAGCUCUAUGACUGAUGGUCCUUUACAGUCAACAUUCAUUGAACCAAAUAACAUCACUACUUAUGAGGAAUGUUUGUCUCAGCUGAAGGCUGUCCUUGAUUUUUUUCUUUCAAAAGGUGUCGAAAAUCCUAAUAACAAGACUUUAUCUGAACUAUCCCUUUUAAUACAGCUUCAAAAAGAAAACUCAAUGUCAAAUACUGAAUGCGAUUCUUAUGAAUGUAACACACCAAGUAAGGAAGUGGUAGACAUUGACCAGCUUCAAGUUCUUCAACGGUCGUUUGAUGACGUGACAAGAAAACUAGACGAUUCCUUACAAGAGGAAGUUUUGCUACGACAAAAAGUUGAUUUGCUGGGAAAAGUAUUAGAUGACGAAAAGCUUAUUAACAAAAUUAGGAACAAGGACCAGAUGACUAAGUACUACACGGGAUUACACUCGUGGUGCCUAUUCGAAAUAAUCUUUGAACUUAUUCUACCAGGCAUAGAACAUUGCUCAAUGUUGUACAAAAAAAGUCUUUCUUACGAAGAGCAGUUUUUGUUGGUUUAUGCGAUUAAGACUUAACUUAGGGCAGCAAGAUCUAGCAUAUAGAUUUAAAAUAUCAGUAGGUACAGUGUGUAAAUAUAUCGGUAAAUGGAUUGACGUAAUGUAUGUCCGACUUUCAAAGAACUUCAUGGUGUGGCCUGACCCUCAAACUAACAAGCGCACAAUGCCAUCUUUUUUCAAAAGAAAGUUUCGAAACUGCAUAGCUAUUAUUGAUUGUUUUGAAAUUCCAAUUGAAAGACCAAAAAAUUUACUUGCGCGUUGUUCAACCUAUUCUCACUACAAAAGUCGUCCUAC
Messenger RNA from Daphnia pulex (common water flea), 1080 nucleotides. RefSeq lists its product as uncharacterized. Bases 238 to 804 code for a protein of 188 amino acids. Lineage: Eukaryota; Metazoa; Arthropoda; Branchiopoda; Diplostraca; Daphniidae. The transcript is spliced from 5 exons. The record is from RefSeq and is a predicted model, not a curated record.